CGCACAGUGAUGCCGCACAGACUGCGCCCAUUCGUGCUGCGUUUAAGCGGAAUGAAGUCAUAAUUAAAGUACCUACCGCCGCGGCGCGAGAGAAGGGCACCGAGCGCUGGGACUUUUUGAAUGGGUUUGGACGUGCGCGCUCUGGCUUUGCUCGGAUGGGAUGCACGGUGAGCUUCAUCUGCUGUGAAGAGGACUUUCUGCAAAUGCCUGUUUACCAACAUGAGGAGGAAAAGAAGAAGGGAAGCCCGGACAAGCCAGAGGAGUUGGAGGCUCUUCAUUCCCAUACGUUCCGGGUGAAGACUUUCAAGAAGGCAAAGCACUGCAGCGCCUGCAAACAAGCCAUCGUCCAGGACGGACUCAUCUGCCGAGUGUGCCGAGUAGCAUGCCACAAGAAAUGUGAAGUCAAGGUGUCCUCGUCUUGUGUUCCAGCAACAAACUAUGAGCUGGCACCAAGCAGUGACCUCCCUCUCAAACAUGUAGACACCAUGGGCUCAACAAAAUCCUCAAAGAGCAUGGAGUCACGGCGCAGACCAUCAAGGAGUGCGAGUCUGCUGCAGGCGCUGGAGGAGAACUACGAGCUGGACCUGAUCUACAUCACGGAGCGCAUCAUCUCCGUCUCCUUCCCCAGCAGCGUGGAGGAGCAGAGCUACGCCGCCAACCUGAGGGAGGUCGCCUCCAUGCUGCGAUCCAAACAUGGUCACAACUACCUGCUCUUCAACCUCAGUGAAAAGCGCUACGACAUCAGCCAGCUGAAUCCAAAGGUGCUGGACUUUGGCUGGCCCGACCACCACGCUCCUGCCCUGGACAAAAUCUGCAGCAUCUGCAAGGCCAUGGACACGUGGCUGAGUGCGGACAGCCACAAUGUGGUGGUCAUACACAACAAGGGCAAUCGAGGCAGAACGGGAGUGGUGGUGGCGGCUUACAUGCAUUACAGCAACAUAUCUGCCAGCGCUGACCAAGCUCUGGACAGGUUUGCCAUGAAGCGCUUCUACGAAGACAAAGUGCUUCCUGUGGGUCAGCCAUCUCAGAAAAGGUAUGUGGAGUACUUCAGCGGCUUGCUGUCCGGACACAUCAAGAUCAACAACAAGCCGCUGUUCCUCCAUCACGUCAUCAUGCACGGCAUCCCCAACUUCGAGUCCAAGGGAGGUUGUCGUCCUUUUCUCAAAAUCUACCAGGCCAUGCAGCCCAUCUACACAUCUGGGAUCUAUAACGUGCAGGGCGACAGCCAGACCAGCAUCUGCAUCACCAUUGAGCCUGGCCUCCUUUUGAAGGGGGACAUCCUGCUCAAGUGCUACCACAAACGCUACCGCAGCCCGUGCCGAGAUGUGAUCUUCCGGGUGCAGUUUCACACCUGCGCUGUUCACGACCUGGGAAUUGUCUUUGGAAAAGAUGAGCUCGAUGAGACAUUCAAAGAUGAUAGAUUUCCAGAAUAUGGAAAAGUGGAGUUUAUUUUCUCCUUUGGACCAGAGAAAAUACAUGGUCAAGGUAUGGACCACCUGGAGAACGGGCCAAGCGUCUCGGUGGACUACAACACUCAAGAUCCUCUGAUCCGCUGGGACUCCUACGAAAACUUUAAUCAGAACUGCGAGGACGCCACAGACGGCGAGAACGAAGUCAUUCAUACCCAAGGGCCCCUGGACGGCAGCCUCUAUGCCAAAGUUCGCAAAAAGGAGUCUGUUGAAGGAACAGUCACGUCGAACGGCCUUCCACCUUCUGCUGUUGAACAUGCUUUACCUGCGGUUGACCACGCCCUGUCUGUGAGCAGCGACUCAGGAAACUCUACUGCCUCUAUCAAAACUGACCGAACUGAUGAAGCAACAGCAGCUCCUCAGGCUUCCACAGUGAGCCAAACACACAUCGCUGCGGGUGAGGAGCUACGCUCAGUCCAUCAACAAGCUCCACCCGCCCAACAAUCUAUCAGUCCCCAAGAGAAAAAGGAACUAGAGCAGCUACUGAGUGGCUUGGAGGGGCCCAUGCACAGGCAGGCCUUCCUGUCCACUCCAACAUCUGCUGUUGGAGGGAUGCUUCACCUGGUGCCUGCACAGGUCCAUGUUAAUGGGCACAGUAACAUUGACCGUGAGACUGACAUUUUAGAUGAUGAGCUUCCUACCAGUCAAGAGGGCAACAGCGUUGACAGCCUUGGGACAUUCUCUUCCACAGAUGGGCGGGCUACACCAGCUGAUCUCUACUAUCAGUCUGAGUCCAUUAUCAAUGGCCAGGACCAUGUGCCAUAUCUGGAGCGCAGCGUCCCCGAAAAGCCUCUGGAAACCGUCCAACCACAGCUUGGCAAGGCUGUCACAUUGCCCCACAGUGGUUCGACCCCAUCCUCGGGUAGUUACAUGGCUACUGAGAAUGGCAGUCUGUACCGCUCUCAGUCGUUUGGUGCAGAGCCAAAGUCUAUGCCACAAGCUCCCACCCGCACCACUAGUAGUAGGGAUGCUGUCCAGCGUGGUCUCAAUGUUUGGCAGCGGUUCGGCGUGCCAGAAGAGCCAGUAACUGAAGGGCUCACUUUUAGUCCGCCUCCCACUCUAGCAGCCAUGCCCAGCCACCACAGCCUGCCACAGUUCCCUCAUCGCCACAGCGCCUCGCAACAAGAGAUUGAGCAAUCAAUUGAAACCCUUAAUCUCCUCAUGAUGGACCUGGAACCAGGCCGUUCACUGGUGACAAAAUCCCAAAGUGUUCCACUGCGGGAAAACAGUGCUGUAGUGACCACUCAGCCAACCUUUUCACAGAGCCAAUCCAGGCCCUCCUACCAGGCUGAUUCAACCAUUCACACCCACUUUUCAGGCCCCGUGUCCAGCCACUCAUCACCACCUGUGAAACCCAGUACACCAGAGCCUGCACCUGUCCAAGGAUCUCUGAGUUACACCUCUGGAACAGCUGCAACUAGUACUUCCUCACAAGCCCCCCCAACUGUAAGUGGCCACAUCAAGACAAUCAGCACUUACCCACCGACCAUGCUGCCCCAGUCUGCAGAGGCCUCGGAACCCCAGAGAAGCCCAAGCACUGCCUCAGCAUCACCCCAGCCAAGAGAUAGUGAGCCUGAUGAAGUCUUCACUGUUGAGGGUCUGGUGGCCCAAAGAGUGGCUGGUGUUCAGGCUCGUGCGAUCUCUUUGGAUGAGCCCACAACUGCUCCCCGCCGCCGUAUCACCAGCGAAGGCCAGAGCCAGAAUGGACCUGAUGACAGUACAUCUCCCGAUGUCCCGGUUCGCUCCCCCAUUCGGUGUGUUUCUCCAGAGUUUGUCAACGCCAUAGCGAUGAACCCCGGUGGACGGCCAAAGGAGAAAAACAUGCACAGCUAUCGAGAGGCCUUCGAGGAGCUGGAAGGAGGCCCCAUCAGUCCUACACCCACAGUUGGUGGUGAGGCGUUUCCCCAAACCCCUGCCUUCCCCAUCUCGCCACAAACCCCUUACUUCAACCUGUGUCGGUCCCCUCCCGGCCUUGCCAAGACUCCACUGUCAGCCUUGGGUUUGAAGCCCCACAACCCAGCAGAAAUCCUCCUCAAUCAAACAGGCUCAGCACCAAGAAGUUAUGUGGAGUCUGUGGCCAAGUCAGCAGUGGCAGGAGGAGAGCCACGCACAUCACCUCGAAGCCUUAGCCCACUGGGAGAUGCUGCAACCAAGCAGAGAAGUCCAAGUCCCACCACCACCCACACACUGAACCCACCUUUGUCCAGCAGCAGUCCCAUCCAGAGCUCACAAGGCGAUCACGCCGUAGCAGAGAGCAGCGUUAGCACUCCGUCCCAACCCACUACUGAUUCUGGGUUCCGCUCCCAGGCUACAGAGAGUGCUUACCCCACUCCAACCCCAUCAUAUCAAGCCUUGAAUACCCCCACUUCAUCCUACUUGGAUUCUAGCUCUCCAGCCUCCUCUUAUCUUGGGACUACUACACCCACACAGUCCUACCUUGGGCCCAGCACCCUCUUAGGAAGCUACACAUCUUCAGAUCCGAGCCCGCCCAGUUCAGAAGUUCCAGCUCAGACCACACUCAGUCACGGAAGCCCCUAUACCACCAUCACUGACUCCACCAACAAUCCCGUCCUCCAGCAGCGCCCGAGUGCUAAUCAGGAAGUUCCCGUCAUGAGCCAGCAAAUAUCACCAGCUAAUGGCUUUGAAGUGGGCGUGUCGGGUCUCAGCGGCAGUCCCGUCCUUGGUCAUCAUCCGUCUCAGGGAGCGCAGAGCAGUCCAGUCCUCAGCAGGCAGAUUUCUUUGGGGCCAGGACCUCAGCAGAGCCCGAUCCUCAGCAGACAGCCGUCCCUCGGUCAGGCUAUUCAAAGCAGCCCUGUGCUCAGCCGACAACCAUCUAUCACACAGGCUCAAGGAAGUCCAGUGUUGGGACGUCACCCCUCUGUUUCUCAGAUGUCCCAGAGAAGCCCCAGUUUAGACCGUCAUCCUAUGCACAGCGGUUACACAACGCCAGAUGAACGACACGGGAACCUGUCACGGCAGAGCAGCUCUUCGGGCUACCAGGGACCACCAACUCCCUCCUUCCCCAUCUCACCUGCAGGCUACCAGGAUGGAGGGAUGAUGGGGAUGGGCUUAGGGUUCAGGCAGGGAAGUCCGGCCCCAGGCUUCCAGCCCCAGCUCCCGGAGAAGAGACGCAUGUCAAGUGGCGAUAGACCAAACGGAGCACUGUCCUAUUGCACGCUGAACGGGAAGAUGAUGUCCCCAAUGAGUGGAGGAGGCACUCCCGGAUACUUCCACACCCUCUCCGACUUCUCAAGGUUCAAUAUGCCAGACGGAAGCCCAGAGAGCAGGCUGAACGUCAAGUUUGUUCAAGACACGUCCAAGUUCUGGUACAAGCCCGACAUUUCCAGAGAGCAAGCAAUCAGCCUGCUGAAGGAGAGGGAGCCUGGAGCCUUUGUUAUUCGGGACAGUCACUCCUUCAAAGGAGCUUAUGGCUUAGCCAUGAAGGUGGCAUCUCCUCCACCCACUGUGCACCAGAACAAGAAAGGUGACAUCACCAACGAGCUGGUGAGGCAUUUCCUGAUCGAGAGCAGCCCUAAAGGAGUGAAGCUGAAAGGCUGCCCCAACGAGCCUUACUUUGGUUGUCUGUCUGCUCUGGUGUACCAACAUGCGAUAACACCACUGGCCCUCCCAUGCAAACUAGUCAUCCCUGCUACAGAUCUCAUCGAGGAAGUCCCGGAGGUCCCAACAGCAAACCCGAUGGUUGAAAGGCUGAAACAAGGAGCAGUGCAGAGGGCCCCUGCUGAUUCCCAUGCAUGCAAUGUUCUCUACAUCAACUCAGUGGAGAUGGAAUCCCUGACGGGCCCUCAGGCUGUCGCUAAGGCCAUAUCUGAGACGCUGGCUGCUGCUUCUCCACCUGCUGCCACCAUCGUGCACUUCAAGGUGUCUUCGCAAGGCAUCACCCUCACCGACAACCAGAGGAAGCUUUUCUUCCGGCGCCAUUACCCUACCAACACUGUCACGUUCUGCGAUAUAGACCCUCAGGACAGAAAAUGGAACAAGUCUGAGGGAGGCACAGCCAAGCUGUUUGGGUUCGUGGCGCGUAAGCAGGGAAGCACAACAGACAACGUCAGCCACCUCUUCGCCGAGCUGGACCCUGACCAGCCUGCCAGCGCCAUCGUCAACUUCGUCUCGAAGAUGAUCGCCUCGCAGAAACGAUGAGCUGUCAGCAGAAACCCUGGCGCUUUUUUUAAAAAUAACUUUGGUUAUUUUCCUUCCUUCCUUCCUUUUUUUUUUUUUUUAAACCCACAGACACUUUCAGCUUUUGGUUUUUACACAUCACCUUAUUUUUCUUGCUCUUUCACAUUUAAGCCUAUGCGUCUGUGUGUGUGUGUGUGUGUGUGUGUGUGUGUGUGUGUGUGUGUGUGUGUGUGCGCAUGUCUUGCAUGCGUUUGCUUAUAUUCUUGGAUGGACUCCAGAAUGGACCAGAGGAAGUGCAGGAUGAGGCGUGGCUGUGUGUGACAAUGGGAAGGGAGGGGAUUUUUAACCUCCCGGGCGGGCAGGGUUAACUCGUGAACCGGAAGAGGGAACGACGUUGUGUGUGCAAAUAUUUUUUUUUUUUUAGCGACUGUUGUGUUUUUUAUUUUUUUAAAAAGAAGAAGUCAAGUCGUGUGAUGUAAAAGGUGGAUUGUAAAUCUUAUCAGGCUUUUUGACUGGUCAACCAAAGAUUUUUAAAAAGCAGUCAGGGCGUGUGUAGCGUGUCGCUGACGAUGAGGGUCGGAAGUAUUCUUUUGUAAAACAAAUAUGGCUGCUUAAACAAAAAUACUGUUUCUUUCUGUAUGUACUGAUACUGUAGGUCAAUUCUGCACCGUUGCCAUUUUGCAAAAAAGACUUUUUUGCAGCUGGUAAGGGCUGUGUAAAUAUUCUAGAUUGCUUUUUUGAGUAGGACUGUUCUAGACAACAUUUGGUGCCUGACUUUCUUAUCUAAACGCAGAGCUUUUAAAGAAAAAAAAAAAAACCUAAAACAUAUCCACGCCGUCUUAAUAUAUGCAAAUAGCCAAAAUACCACAGGUCCUUCCCUGUUCGUAGUGUAGCUGAAGAUGCGACUGUGCGCAGCCAGAGAUGUGAACACAGAGAAGGAUACGGGAUCACUGCAUCCACGCGGGAUUGAUUUGCUUCCUGUCUCCACAGCGCACAGCCACACGGUUCGCUCAUGACUGAAGGGCCGAGGGCAGUUUUUGAGGACAGUCUUUAUAAAAAGAUCUCGUCCUGUGACUCUGCUCUGCACUUUUCUCUGCUCAAAGUUUCCAUCACUGAAAGAAGCUCUUUGCGUCAGCCACUCACCCUACCCAAAAGUAAGCUAUACAUAUAAAUAUACAUACAUAGAUAUAUAAAUAUAUAUAUAUAUAAACUUCCAAACAGUGACUUAAGAUAUUUAUUUUUGUUGCUUUGUUGCUCUAUAUUAUCUUGUAUACAUGUAUUAUAAAGUAUACAUCAAGAUUACUGAAAGCAAGAAGAAAAGAUUGCUUUUAUUUUGGCUAAAGUGCAUUGACGUAUAUAAAGGUGUAAAGUGUGUGCAUUUAAAAGGUGUAUCACUGUCGGUUUUGAAUGUUUUAUUUUUUUCACAGCAUUAUUUUCUUUUGUUAACAUUCUUGUUGUUUUCUUGGGGGAAAUAUUUUGUAUGAAAAGUUAUUAGUAAAGUCCAAAUUGGAGUUAUCCUAAAGCGAUGGCAGCACGGUCGUUUUAUUAACUUAAACCUGCCGAGAAAAUACGUUGUCCAAGUUUUGAGCACUUAAAAUGUUGAAGUAUUAUCCGUGUUUUUAUUGUCAGGGAGGGGGAAUGAUGACACACCUACUGCAUAUGUACAGGCAGGCUGACAGAUUCUUAAUGUUGGCACCACCUCAGAGCAGGUCUAACGGCAAAACCCCGACAGUUAUUCAAGUAGCUGCCGCCCCCAUGUGGUGCAAAAGGAUCACUACAAAAGGAGCCACUUUUAUUCUAAUGCAGUGUUUUAGCUGUGUUUAUGUCACAAUUAAAUAUCAAGUUAAAAUAAUUUGAUUGCUAAGAAAAAAAAAAUGUUUUUGCAGUUUUCUUUACAAACUUUUUUUUUUGCAUUUUAAAUAAACAUUCAAGGAAUGAGCAUCAACAAUUUAGACUCCCACCUUCAGCAGCAUGACAUAAAAUAAAUAAGGGUUAGUUUGGGGGCCUGCGUGGACUCAGAUUUACUUCUUUAAAAAAAUGAAUGUUCCAUUAUUUAUUAGCAGGAGCUCGCAUGCUCGAGUCAAAUUGUAACCUUUAACCCUGUUGACUAAUCUGUGCUCAGCAUCUUCAUGUCUCAUUUAAACCAGCCUUUCCACAAAGAUGCCCUUAGGUGUGCGUCGUGGCUCAGCUUAUAAGACAAGACAAAAAAUAAAAACAAAACUUUUUUUUGCCUACAAAUUGCUCGUUGAUGAAAAAAAAGAAAACAGACUUCCUAACCAUGAAACUGAAUGUUAGUCAUUUAGUCAUCUGUUUGAUGGACACUCCAGUGGCAUCUGCCCACAGAUCAGUCUGGACCCAAGAAUGUGUGUGAAUGAGCUACUAUUCCUGUAUCAUUUUUUGGUUUGCUACAUUGUAUGGCGUUUACUAUUUCUGAUGGAAAAAAACAUUAAAAAGCAGUACAAAAGAAAA
Archocentrus centrarchus (flier cichlid) is the source of this 8075-nucleotide messenger RNA. It is a transcript of the gene tns1b, whose product is annotated as tensin 1b. Gene Ontology annotation, cellular component: focal adhesion. The transcript has 33 exons. NCBI's taxonomy places the organism in Eukaryota, Metazoa, Chordata, Actinopteri, Cichliformes, Cichlidae. The record is from RefSeq and is a predicted model, not a curated record. Gene Ontology annotation, molecular function: protein binding. Bases 156 to 5627 code for a protein of 1823 amino acids. Gene Ontology annotation, biological process: fibroblast migration.